Dromiciops gliroides (monito del monte) is the source of this 2731-nucleotide messenger RNA. RefSeq names its product testisin-like. Gene Ontology annotation, biological process: proteolysis. NCBI's taxonomy places the organism in Eukaryota, Metazoa, Chordata, Mammalia, Microbiotheria, Microbiotheriidae. Bases 188 to 1078 code for a protein of 296 amino acids. The transcript is spliced from 5 exons. Gene Ontology annotation, molecular function: serine-type endopeptidase activity. The record is from RefSeq and is a predicted model, not a curated record.
CCAUCCCUGACCCACGUCCUGGGAGCGGGACUAACCGUGAUCUUGGACAUCGGCCAAUGCGAGAACCCUCAAAGGGCUGCUCCAAGGGGGCGCCAGCCCGGGAAGAGUCACAGCGGCCGGCCCCAAAGAGAGGCCGGGAGCCAUCCCAGACUUGGAGGGUUGAGACUCGGCCUGGGGCAGGGAGGCCAUGAACUGGCUCCGCCCCACACUGCUGCUGCCCCUGCUGCUGGGGCCCCAGGGCUACCCAGUCUGUGGGCAACCGGUGGACUCGGGGCGAAUCGUCGGGGGCCAAGACAGCAGUAUAAAGAGAUGGCCGUGGCAGGCAAGCCUAAUAUAUAAGAACUACCCCCGAUGUGGGGGCAGCCUCGUCCACCCCAAAUGGGUGCUGACGGCUGCUCAUUGCCUCUACAAGAGAAGAGAAGCCAGAUUUUGGAAGAUUCUUCUAGGCUCAACAAGUCUCAUACCAUCACUAUUGAGCUUUAAUCGGUUCAGAAUUUAUUCUGUGACAAAAAUUGUCAUUCAUCCCCACUACUAUGGUAUGCCACCCAAGGACAUCGCCUUGGCAAAGCUGAAGUCAUCAGUUCGUUUCAAGGAGAACAUCCAGCCCAUCUGCCUCCCACCCUCCAGGACGUUCUUUGAGAAUGUGACCAUGUGCUGGGUGACAGGCUGGGGAGAAACAGAGGAAGACAUAACACUGAAGAAACCAUGGAUCUUACAGGAGGUACAAGUACCCCUCAUUGACCAAAAGACCUGUAACAACUACUACGAAAAGGCAAAGCCUUAUAUUAGAUUUCCUUUGGUAUUUGACGACAUGAUAUGUGCUGGGUUUUCAUACGGAAAGAAGGAUACCUGCCAGGGCGACUCCGGGGGACCUUUGGUAUGUAAAGUCAAUGGGACCUGGCACCAGGCGGGGAUCGUGAGCUGGGGAGUGGGUUGUGGCCGUCCCAGCCUUCCUGGUGUCUAUACCAAUGUCAGUAUACACACCAAAUGGAUCCAAAAUGUAAUUAAUUCCAAAAGCUCUGCUCAGUUUCCAGCUGGUGUCCUCCUCUUCCUCCUUCUUCCUCUCCUGCUGCAUUAAUCCUGCCUCCCCAAGACCAUUCCUCAUGAGUCCUGCUUAAGCUUAGACAGGUAUCUCCAGGACAUGACUUAAAAGCUGGAGUGGGGAUCCCAGGAUGUUCUCUAUGGCUGGCCACUUAAGCAAGGAACCUUGCUUGUUCCAACUGAAAAGAUCUUUAAAGGAUAUUUGAAGAUUUUCCGCCCCAUGGACAAGAACUUAGAGUUCUAAGUGCCGGGUGUAAUCAGGGAGACUGUCCAUUCCUCUCUAGUUCCAUGUGCUUGCCAAUCUGUCUAAUGAGGAUUGACUGUUUCAAUAAAGGGUUUAUGUUUUUUUUCAUGGCAAUGAUAAUGUUUCCAAUAAUUCAUGUCUUUGGGUUAGGCCUCUGAUAUCAUAACCAAGAGUUUGCCCUUUGAAAAGUAGAGUUGAUGAAUGAAAACUUCAUUUCUAGAACCAAAACUCUAGCUUCUUAGGUCUAGCUCCAGUUUAGGAAUUGAGUGCCCCCCCUCAGGCUGUUCCUGUCCCUCACUCUACCCUCUGGAAUAAGAAACCUAUCAGGUCUAAAGCAGGACGGAAUGUUCAAUGGUUCCCUAAGGCAGAUGGGUGACCACCAUCCGUCCCCUGUCGAUUCAACGUUUGCAUGUCUACGUUUGUACCCUUGUUCCUUAUUCCUCUCCCCUCACUUCUAAAUAGCUGUCCAGAGGGUUGUUUCCAAGAAUAUCAGACCCUCUCCCCACCCUCUUCUAAGGAAAGUGGGCUACUCAACUGUGCCUAGCUAUGGGAAAGACCUCAGAAGACAGAUACAAAAGAGGGCCUUUUGAGUAAAGAAGCUGAAAGAUUUACAGAAGACAGGAUGCAAGCACAAAGAGAUGAUGGAAUUUGAAGGAGGAUAUAUGGAUAUUUGUAGGAAAAGGAAAUAUAUGGCUUGUGAGAGAGAAAGUGGGCAAGCGGGGAGGAGUUGAAGAUGGGUUAGACAAAGCAUAAAGUAAAAACAUGAAAUUUGAGGAUCCCUGUAUGGUAUCUGGAGUCAGGGUUAGGAAUUAGUCCAUAGCUCAGUCAAGCAUAAGCCUGGUUUCUGGGAUGAAUAGUGAGUGUAUAAACAAGGUUGGGUGUUGAGUUUGUAGCCAAGAUUAAAUACUAUUCCAUAGCUGGGGUUAAGGGUCAGUUUGAGGGUAGAAGUUAAACUAUGUUUGGGGCCAGGGUUGGUCACUAUGGGGUUGUGGUUAAAGUUCAGUCUGUGGUCACCUCAGUGUAACUAUGUGGCCUUAAUAGGGUAAGUACAGGGUGGGCCAAAAAUCAUGAAGGGAUUUUAAUAACUCCUUUAUUCCCCAAUUGGGAAAUGGUCAAAGGAUAUGAAUGGGAAGUUUUCAGAUGAAGAAAUUAAAGCUAUCUACAGCCAUAUGAAAAAAAUGUUCUCAAUCACUAUUGAUUAGAGAAAUGGAAAUUAAAACUACUCUGAGUUACCAUCUCAUACCUGUCCAAUUGGAUAAUAUGACCAAAAAAAAAGAGAAAAUGAUAAAUGUUGGAGAAGAUGUGGGGAGAUUGGAAUUCUAAAGCAUUGUUUCUGGAGUUGUGAACUGAUCCAACCAUCCUGGAAAGCAAUUUGGAACCAUGCCCAAAAGGUUAUAAAAUUGUGCAUACCCUUUGACCCAGCAAUACCACUACUAGGUCUAUAUC